UUUGCCGGCACCACUAAUUGUAACUGUUGCAUAUCUUAUCGAAUAUUUUUUACCCUCCGGACCUCGGCCGGAUCAGAUUAACUCAAUUUCUAUUGGAAAUCUUAUUGAUUCGGAUCGUUUUGAUUUGCAUCAAAUACGAAUCAUGAAGUACUCGAUAUUAUUGAGUUUGUUGAUUCUCUGCUUGAUUCGGUCGCCAGUUGUUCGUUGUGGGACGCGGCCGAGUUUCGUUUCUGAUAAAAUGAUCGCAACAGCAGCUAGCGUGGUGAAUGCUUGUCAGACCCAAACGGGAGUGACGACAGUGGACAUAGAAGCAGUAAGGAAUGGUCAGUGGCCCGAAACACGACAAUUGAAGUGUUACAUGUACUGUCUAUGGGAACAAUUUGGUCUGGUUGACGACAAGAGUGAACUCAGCUUGAAUGGCAUGCUUACAUUUUUUCAAAGAAUACCAGCUUACAGAGCAGAGGUUCAAAAAGCAAUCAGCGAGUGCAAAGGGAUCGGUAAAUACUUGGCCAAAGGUGACAAUUGCGAGUUUGCGUACAGAUUUAACAAAUGUUACGCGGAAUCGUCACCGCGGACAUACUAUCUCUUUUAAUUGGGUUUUACUUUGAAUCGACGGUGAAAUAAGAACGAACGAUGCGACUAUCUCAUUGGACGUUUCGUUUUAAUAUGUAACGAAAUCUUAUCCGUUUGAACGUAGAUUGUUUUCUAUACAACACCAUCAACAACAACA
Molecule: messenger RNA, 730 nt
Organism: Eufriesea mexicana
Lineage: Eukaryota; Metazoa; Arthropoda; Insecta; Hymenoptera; Apidae
Gene: Obp10
Product: odorant binding protein 10
Exons: 6
Coding region: 143-592 (149 amino acids)
Molecular function (GO): odorant binding
Source: RefSeq, a predicted model, not a curated record